Messenger RNA from Adineta steineri, 2082 nucleotides. The record is from the annotation of a GenBank genome assembly. NCBI's taxonomy places the organism in Eukaryota, Metazoa, Rotifera, Eurotatoria, Adinetida, Adinetidae.
AUGAGUGAAACAACAACAACACCAACAACAACGCCUGUUGUUGUUAUUGAACCAAUUGAAAAUAUCGAUAAUGAAACAAUUGAAUUAAAUCUUAAAUAUGAAAAUUUUAAUAUUUUGGGUAUUCAAACAUUAAAAUGUUUGGAUGCAAUGAGAAAAGAACGACAAUUAUGUGAUGUGAUUUUAACAGUUGAAGGUCAUGAAUUAUUUGCACAUCGUGCUUUAUUAUCUUGUUAUUCAAAUUAUUUUCUUGAACUUUUUAUUAAUGAUGAAACAAAUGCAUCAUCAAAAAAACAAAUCUAUUAUCAAAUUGAUGGUCUUGAACAUACAGCUUUAAAAUUAAUUAUUCAAUUUAUUUAUCAAGGAAGUUUUCAAUUAACAUCAGAUAUGGUACCAAAAGUUUAUCUAGCUGCGCAUCAGUUACGUGUUGAAACAAUUCUUCAAGCUUGUUCAAAUUAUCUUACUGAACAACUCACUGCACACACUUGUUUGAGUACACGUCUAUUAGCCGUGGAUGAUGAUCUUCGCACUAAAGCAACGGAAUGUAUUCAAAAUAAUUUUUUUGCUGUUCUUGAAACACGUGAAUUUCACGCGUUACCAUCUAUAAAACUUGAAUUAGUUGAUUUCACAAUACCUAGUACAACUAUUAUGUGUGAUCUGAUAUUGAAUUGGAUUGUUCAACAACUUCAAAGAGAUAAAACUCUUCAAGAAAUUGGUGAAUAUAUGCAUCUACUGUAUAUUAAUGAUGAUAAAACUUUUCAUGACUGUAUGGAUAUGGAAGAGAAAAAUAUGAGUUUUUCUGAUAUGAUUAAAGAUUAUCAAAGUUAUAAAUCAACAAAAAGAACUGCAUCAGUAUCAUCAACAUCAAGUAAUUCAAAUGAAAAUUCAAUUUUCGAAACCGUAUGUCUACAAUUAACUAAUAAUCAGAUACCAUCAUAUACACCAAAUAAUUCUAAUACACCUGAAACAAAAUUUAUUCAUAUAGCACAAUCAACUGAAUACAGUUAUAUUGCUAUUGCGAUUGUGAAAGGCAAAAUGUUAAGUGUUGCAAUUCAUAUACCACCCGUAUCAUCAUCAACUGUUAAUACACCUGAAAUCGGUGAUACUCUUCAUACAGAUAGAAACGGUGAUGACCAUUAUAUGGGAAAUGGUAUUAGUGGUCCGAUAUUAACAACAGAUAAAGACAUUCCAUUGGCUUCACUUACAACAGCACGAUGUGGUUUUGGUGUUAUAUCAACUAUCGAUUCUAUAUAUGCUGUUGGUGGAUAUGAUCGUGGUGAUUGUCUCGAUACAAUCGAACAAUUUGAUCCAAUUGAAGAUAAAUGGACUUUAUUAUCUAUUCCAAUGAUUAGUCGACGUGGUCGAGUAUCAGCUGCAAUAAUCAAUAAUAAAAUUUAUGUUUGUGGUGGUAGUGAUGGACAAAAAGAAUUAAAUACAGGUGAAUAUCUUGAUUUACAGUCUAUGGAUAAAUGGGUACCAAUAAAAGAUCUGGAUAGGCCAGUCGCUCAUGGAGCAAUGUGUAGUGAUAAUUCUCAGGUAUAUUUAAUUGGUGGAUGCGAAGGUGAUACAUGUAAAAAUAGUUGUUAUUGUUAUAAUCCAGAAACGAAUCUUUGGUCAACAUUAAAUCCUAUGAAAUCUGAACGAAGUCAAGCAGCUGCUGUAUAUUUUAAUGGUAAAAUUUAUGUUUUUGGUGGAUAUACAUCAAAUCGAUGUUUAUCAUCGUGUGAAAUCUUAACUUUAUCAACAAAUGAAUGGUCAAAUGGACCAGCAAUGCGUGAAAAUCGUCGUGGAUGUGGUGCUGUUGUAUAUAACAACCGAAUAUAUAUUAUUGGUGGUUCAAAUGGUGUUACAUCAUUAACAUCAAUUGAAAUAUUUGAUCCAAAUACAAAUGAAUUAAUGAAUAGUAUAAAUGGAAAUUGUAAUGAAUUAAAUAUUCCACGUGUUGGAGUUGGAAUUACUGUAUGUCAAGAAAAACUAUAUGUUAUUGGAGGUUUUGAUGGACGAACGUUUCUUAAAACAAUUGAAGUUUAUGAUGAACAUAGUCAACGAUGGAAAUUAAAUUAUAAGAUAAAUAAUUCAAACUGA